AAUGGCCAAAGCGAUUGGGUGUGUUUUGCGUUCUGCUGCUCGGUCGUAAAAGGAACAUUAAAUUUUCCCUUUUGCUCGGUCACCACCCGUUUGUUAAUUAGUAGUUUUCGGGGUCAUUACUGGACAGAAAGUGAUUCGAUUGUGAACAUUUCGAACGGAUGCUAGGAUGAAACGUGAAUGUGUUGAUUAAAGUGGUGAAACAGGGGUAAAAAUUGCGAUCGCAGAUAGUGAACGUGAAAAUUUGGGUGCAGUCAUCAGCAAUCUUUCGUUUUGCCGCGAUCGAAGAUCAAGAAGUGUCAAUGUGUGUGCUCGAAUGGCUGGGUUGAUUGUGCAUCUGUGUGUUUGAUUAAAGUGUAAUUUUAUGAGGGUGUUUUUUUAUUGCUAGUUAAAGCGAGUCAAAUCGAAAGUGAAACAUAACGGGGAAACUUUCAGCAGGAAAAGUUUGUAUUUCCGUUGUGGAAGUCAACGACCCGAACGACGGAACGAAUGACCAGAUGAAAGCUAUGCAGACCAUUCCGAGAGGCCAAGAUUGAUCCUCGAAAAGGGAUCAGCAAAAUUGUGUGUGCCAAAUUUUGCGCAAAAUAAAUCAUCCAAAUCAAAGAUCAAAAUCGAUCAAUUAGUGUAACGGGCAAAGGUUAAGGAGCAGCAGUCUAAUCAUGUCUCUAGAUUCGAUGGGGCCAUCGGCCGGAAGUCACAGUAUUGGUGGCGGAGGUGGUGGCCGGGAUGGCCACGGAGGAAGCACCGGGGGCAUUGGGACCCUGUCCGGGACCAGAAUGAUCCACUCGCUCAGUACUCCGUCCGGGGUUGAUGGGAGCCUGACGGCUUCACAUUCCCGGGGCGGUAAAAAGCUGGCCGUCAGGAUUCAGAUGCUGGACGACACGGUGACGAUGUUUCAAGUUCAGGCCAAAGCCAUGGGCAAGGUGCUCUUCGAGCAGGUCUGCCGGCAGUUGAACCUCCUGGAGGCCGACUACUUCGGCCUGGAGUAUCAGGAAGCCCCCUCCGGCACCAAAUACUGGCUGGAUCUGGAGAAAUCGCUGAACCGGCAAGUAGGGCUAUCCCUCAUCGAACCGAUGCUGCGGUUUUGCGUCAAAUUCUACUCGCCGGAUCCGAUGCAGCUGGAGGAGGAGUACACCCGGUAUCUGUUCUGCCUCCAGGUCAAGCGGGACUUGGCCACCGGCAGCUUGCAGUGCAACGAUAACACCGCGGCCCUGAUGGCGAGCUACAUUGUGCAAGCAUCCUGCGGUGAUUACGCCCCCGAAGACUACCCCGAUCACACGUACCUUUCCUCGUACCGAUUCGUGCCGCAGCAGGAUCACAACAUGCAGCGACGGAUCAUGGAGAACCACAAAAAGCACAUAGGACAAUCACCGGCCGAGGCGGACGUGAACCUGCUGGAAACGGCCCGGCGCUGCGAGCUGUACGGCAUGAAGAUGCACCCGGCCAAGGACCACGAGGGGGUGCCGCUGAAUCUGGCCGUCGCCCACAUGGGCAUCGCCGUCUUCCAGGGCAUCACCCGGAUAAACACCUUCUCCUGGGCCAAAAUCCGCAAGAUCUCCUUCAAGCGGAAAAAGUUCCUCAUCAAGCUGCAUCCGGAGAACUACAUCUAUCACAAAGACACGGUGGAGUUCUUCUUCGAGGGACGGAACGAGUGUAAAAACUUUUGGAAAAAAUGUGUCGAAAACCACGGGUUCUUCCGGUGUUCCACGGUGCAGAAUGUGCAACGGCGGAAGGCACGGGUGCUUUCCCGGGGAAGUUCGUUUAGGUACAGUGGCAAAACUCAGAAACAAAUAAUCGAAUUCGUCCGGGACAAUUACGUGAAGCGGCAAACAUUUCAAAGCGGAAUGGGAGCGUCGCAGUCAGAGCAACGCCUUGAGGACGCCUUCUCAGAUGAGGAGACCAGUGGAUAUGGGGGAGGAUCACCGACAAGGCAGUCCUACCGGCCCCAGCCGUUCUCAGCUCACGGAAGCCCAGGUGGAGACCUAUCCGACGAGGAACUAUGCCCAUCAAAUGGGAAUGGACAUGGGCAUGGUCUCCACGGGCCAGGAUCACAGUCAGCUCCACCAGGACUCGAGCCGCUCUGCCUCACCGGGGGGCACAUGGAGUUCUCCCUACCACCUCAACAACAGCAGCAACAACAACAACAACAACCACCAUACGCGAGAAGCCGAUCGGGGUCGUGCACGUCAAGAAGGUCACAAUUCCGGUCUGAGCCACCGCAACUAUGCCACUAUGUCCCCCAGCUACAUUCAUCGCAACCCCAGAUAUACCACGCAGCAGCUGCAGCGGCGGGCCUCAGCAGGGCCUCUGGGCCAACAGGGGGAUCGCAGCAGUUCUAUGGGGGAGACAACGGUCUCAUCCACCAGCCGGGAGAGUGUUUUAUCUCCAGCGGACAUUCGCACCAGACGCUCUUCGGGGGUCCAGGGGCAGCCGUUGGCCCUAUCGGUAGCCAGCAACUCUCAAUCCCACAAUGCCACACUAGUCCAUUAUAACAAUACGAGUACCUAUUCGAUGUCUAAAUCGGUGAGUACCGGAACCGAUCUGUCGGAUGAUAUUGCGGAUAACAUUAUCUACUCGGACAUUAACGAUCUCUACCAGCGGAAGCAGCGGGCUUCGGCACAGCUUACCGGAGGAA
Messenger RNA from Uranotaenia lowii, 2632 nucleotides. Its product is annotated as FERM, ARHGEF and pleckstrin domain-containing protein 1-like. Gene Ontology annotation, molecular function: guanyl-nucleotide exchange factor activity; cytoskeletal protein binding. NCBI's taxonomy places the organism in Eukaryota, Metazoa, Arthropoda, Insecta, Diptera, Culicidae. Bases 657 to 2489 code for a protein of 610 amino acids. The transcript has 9 exons. Gene Ontology annotation, cellular component: cytoskeleton. The record is from RefSeq and is a predicted model, not a curated record.